CACUUUAGAAAAUUUAAUUAAAUUACAGUAAUAAUAUUAUUUUAACAAUGAAAGGCAAUUUUCGUACUCUCUUUCGAAGAUUUUGCUUAGAUGGCAGCUUGACAGUGAUGAAGUACUUUUAUGUGUACCCUGAUCCAAUAUCAAGGUCUUUCUGGGCAGUGCUAGUGGCUGCGAUGUUUAUGAUGGCGUGGUUCCUCACGUAUCUGCUAUACAUGCGCUUCGCAGACAUGCCUACACGUAUCACCAUAGAGAACCAGUACGAGUCCAUCAAGGACCUGCCCUACCCUACAAUAACCAUCUGCUCGCCCAAUAGGAUCACUAUCGCCGCUGUCCACCAUCUCAACAAAACCUUAGUAGAUGGUAACGUGACAGCAGACCUCGAUCGUAUUAUUCCCAUAGUGCUGGGCUUCUAUGACCCAGCGUUGCAGUCCUCCGACGAUACGGCGCACCAACUGCAGUCAUUAAUUGACCUCAACAGAUACACAACAACCGAAGUGAUGGCGAUGCUGCCGCAGCAGUGCGACGAGUUCCUGCAGAUGUGCCAGCUGGGGCACACUCGCUACCCGCACUGCCGGGGCCUCUUCGACCCCGUGCUCACCACUUAUGGACUCUGCUGCUCUUUCAACAGCAAGUACCAUUACGUCAAGAGUAAUAAAAGAAACGAAGUUAAAGCUAACUUCACCAGCCGUUUGGCGUUUUCGUCAAGUUUGAACAAUGCGUUCACGGUGGUGGUGGACUACAACCCGGCAGGCGCCAUCGACCGGACCAUACUUGCCGCUGGAGGAAUACGGGUCCUGUUCACGGACCACACGGAGUUCCCCGCAGAUGACGUUUCCAACCUGGUGCUGGCCAACACGGAGUCGCUGCACAUCAUCCACGCCACGCACACCUACUGCUCGGAGGACGUUAAAGUGCUGCCGGUGACGAGUCGCAAAUGCUACCUCCAAGACGAGCGCCACCUGCCCUACUUCCACGACUACCACAACUCCGACUGCGACCACGUGUGCUUCGCCGACUCUAUCAAGAGUUACUGCGGAUGCGAGCUGUUUUACUUGCCGUACGUGCGACUGACGCACGUCUGCAACGCCACCAAGAUCAAGUGCAUCGGGGAGACGAAGCGUGAGGAGAUUUAUCAUCAUUUCAGCGACAGGACGUCCUCCAAUGAUUCCCAGAUGGGCCGAGAUGGUAACGUGACAGCAGACCUCGAUCGUAUUAUUCCCAUAGUGCUGGGUUUUUAUGACCCUGCGUUGCAGUCCUCAGACGAUACGGCGCACCAACUGCAGUCAUUAAUUGACCUCAACAGAUAUACAACAACCGAAGUGCUAGCGAUGCUGCCGCAGCAGUGUGACGAGUUCCUGCAGAUGUGCCAGCUGGGGCACACGCGCUACCCGCACUGCCGGGGGCUCUUCGACCCUGUAUUGACCACAUAUGGCCUCUGCUGCUCUUUUAACAGCAAGUACCAUUACGUCAAGACUAAUAAAAGAAACGAAGUUAAAGCUAACUUCACCAGCCGUUUGGCGUUUUCGUCAAGUUUGAACAAUGCGUUCACGGUGGUGGUGGACUACAACCCGGCAGGCGCCAUUGACAGGACCAUACUUGCCGCUGGAGGAAUACGGGUAUCCAAGGUUCUCUUCACGGACCACACGGAGUUCCCCGCAGAUGACGUGUCCAACCUGGUGCUGACCAACACGGAGUCGCUGCACAUCAUCCACGCCACGCACACCUACUGCUCGGAGGACGUUAAAGUGCUGCCGGUGACGAGUCGCAAAUGCUACCUCAAAGACGAGCGCCACCUGCCCUACUUCCACGACUACCACAACUCCGACUGCGACCACGUGUGCUUCGCCGAUUCCAUCAAGAGCUAUUGCGGCUGCGAACUGUUCUACUUGCCGUACGUGCGACUGACGCACGUCUGCAACGCCACCAAGAUCAAGUGCAUCGGGGAGACGAAACUAAGUCGCCACCCACCGCAGAAGGCUAGUACGUGCAAGUGCCUGCGAGACUGCGAGUCGCGCCGCUACACCGUCGAGCUGUCCACGGGAAACCUGGACGCGCUGCCGUACAUGUUCAACGAUAUGUACAGGGGCAUAAAGUUUAACAAAAGCACCGCCAUCAUGCACUUCUUCUUUCCUAACUCUGUCUACGUGAAGCAAAAACAAGAAACGGUGAUAUCCAUCGUCACUUUAGCGUCAAACUUGGGCGGGGUAUUCGGUUUGUGCGUUGGAGUAAGUUUUAUAAGUGCAUUGGAGCUCCCAUUCUAUGUCUAUAUGGCCAUAAAGAACCACAUCAAAUACCAAAUGAGGAAGCGUAGUGGCCGCAUCGUUCACUUGAAAUAAAAAUAAACUUUUUUCUGUGUCUGCUAUCGGUUCGCUAGUAUUUGUUUAUCUUUUAAACUUAGGUAACUCAAAAGAUCAAAAAGAAGGAUACAUUUAAAAAUAAAAAGCCCAAAUCCAGGUGUAUGUAACAAAUUUAUAUUUUCUGAUUUACAUAUUAUAUAUUUCACUAUAUCCGACGAUCAUUUCCAAUAGUUUUAUCAAAUAUAAGUAUUGCUUUGCUUAAC
Molecule: messenger RNA, 2560 nt
Organism: Ostrinia furnacalis (Asian corn borer)
Lineage: Eukaryota; Metazoa; Arthropoda; Insecta; Lepidoptera; Crambidae
Product: sodium channel protein Nach
Exons: 15
Coding region: 48-2336 (762 amino acids)
Biological process (GO): sodium ion transmembrane transport
Cellular component (GO): plasma membrane
Molecular function (GO): ligand-gated sodium channel activity
Source: RefSeq, a predicted model, not a curated record